GUGCUCGCUCCCGCGGCGCACCAAAUUUACACAGCUCGGUCCAACGAUUAUUUCUGCUUGGAGGCAGCUUGGAUGGUUUUAGUUUACAUUCAAAGCUACAUAUAACGCACAUUCCUUAUUUAUUUAACGUUCAUAAUCAUGAUUUUGGUCACUUUAUUCUGCAUCUGCGCUUUGGUAACAUCGCUGCAAGCUGAUGCUCGCCUUAGUAAGCGGUAUGUGAUCGGCGGGUGUCCGAGUCACUGCGAUAAAUCCAUGUGUCCGACGAUGCCGAAGGACUGCUCAACUGGGCAGGUAAUGGAUCACUGUAACUGCUGCCUGGUGUGCGCGUCCGGAGAGGGAGAAGCGUGCGGCGGGGUGGGUAAGCUGGGGGACCCGGUGUGUGGAGAGAGUUUGGAGUGCUCCGUGACCGGCGGAGUGAGCUACUCCGCUACCGUCAGGAGGAGAGGCAAACAAGGCGUCUGCGUGUGCAAAAGCAGUGACCCGGUGUGCGGCAGUGACGGAGUCUCGUACCGGGACAUCUGCGAGCUGAAGCGGGUCAGUAACCGAGCCCAGAGCCUGCAGCAGCCGCCGGUGCUGUUCAUACAGCGGGGAGCGUGUGGGACGUCUCUCCAUGAUAACCCCAACAGCCUGCGAUACAAGUACAAUUUCAUUGCGGAUGUCGUAGAGAAAAUCGCCCCUGCUGUGGUUCACAUUGAACUUUACCGCAAGAUGGUGUACUCAAAGCGUGAGAUGGCAGUGGCGAGUGGCUCUGGGUUUGUGGUGUCGGAUGAUGGCCUUAUUGUGACUAAUGCCCAUGUGGUAGCCAAUAAAAACCGAGUGAAGGUGGAGCUUAAAAACGGAGCCUCGUAUGAUGCUAAGAUCAAAGAUGUUGAUGAAAAAGCAGACAUCGCACUUAUAAAGAUUGAUUUGCCGAAUAAGCUUCCUGUGCUUCUACUUGGCAGAUCGGCUGACCUCAGACCAGGAGAAUUUGUGGUUGCCAUCGGCAGCCCAUUUUCCCUUCAGAAUACUGUUACCACGGGAAUAGUGAGCACCACGCAGAGAGGCGGGAAAGAGUUGGGCCUAAGAAACUCAGAUAUGGACUACAUUCAGACUGAUGCCAUCAUUAAUUAUGGCAACUCAGGAGGACCAUUGGUUAAUCUGGAUGGUGAAGUGAUUGGGAUCAACACAUUAAAGGUAACGGCUGGAAUCUCUUUCGCCAUUCCAUCAGACAAAAUUCGUCAGUUUCUCGCCGAGUCGUAUGACAGACUGGCCAGAGGUCGAGGAACAACAAAGAAAAGAUAUAUCGGUGUUCGGAUGAUGACCCUCACUCCUUCAUUGUCCAAAGAGCUGAAAGGUCGACUGCGAGAUUUCCCUGACAUCACCUCAGGAGCCUAUGUGAUUGAGGUCAUCUCUAAAACCCCAGCUGCAGCAGGUGGACUCAAGGAGCACGACGUCAUCAUUUCCAUCAACGGUCAGCGAAUUUCCACAGCCACAGAUGUAAGCGCGAUCAUCAAAAAGGAGAGCAGUUUGCGUGUGGUGGUUCGACGUGGAAAUGAGGACAUCAUCCUUACUAUCAUUCCAAUGGAGAUUGACCCUUGACCCUGAACAGAGCUGCUGCUCAUCCACCCAGCAGCCAAUGAACUCACUGGGUGUGUCCCCUUUGCCCCGCCCACUCGAGGAUCAUCUGCCCAAAAGUCCGUGUUCUUGAAAUGACUGGCAGGGUGAAAAUCUCGGCCUGAGAAUUUAGACUGUACAGAGCACAUAAAUGUAGAUUCACAUGUAUUAAUGUUUUUAUCCAUAUCAUCAGGAAUGAUUUAGAGGAUGCUACUACUGUUUACUGUUCAUCAUAAGCCAUUGGACAUGAUUAGAUUUUUUUUCUCCAGAAUAUAUAUGCUAUAUUUUCCCCAUUACCCAUCAAUUUAGCACACAGCUACUUUUUAAAGAACUUGUUUGGAGUUUCUAACCAUUUUUUAUAAAAUAUAUUGAAAUGUUUGUUUUUGAAAAGAUUAAAAACCUUUUGAUAAUGCA
Messenger RNA from Danio rerio (zebrafish), 2007 nucleotides. It is a transcript of the gene htra1a, whose product is annotated as HtrA serine peptidase 1a. Gene Ontology annotation, cellular component: cytosol; extracellular region. Lineage: Eukaryota; Metazoa; Chordata; Actinopteri; Cypriniformes; Danionidae. The record is from RefSeq and is marked provisional. Gene Ontology annotation, biological process: proteolysis. Gene Ontology annotation, molecular function: serine-type endopeptidase inhibitor activity; serine-type endopeptidase activity.